GGCCAGGCCCCCGGGUGGCGUCUCGACGUCUCCGUGCAUGUGUAAUACGGGGACGGGCAGCGCAUUCCCGCAUCUCUCGCACCGCCCUCACUCCGGUCCGUCUCUCUCCCCCACUCCCGAUCCAUCCAGACGCCGAGAUCUCGCGGAGGUUUCUCUUGCCGGAUCAGGAGGAGGAAAUCAGUUUCGCUUGUGAGUGGUGACCAUGGCGGAGGCGGCGCCGGCCUCGCCGUGGUGGGCGGGGCGGAUGGCGGCGGCGUUCGGGGCGCCGUUCCUGUGGCUCGUCUGCCUGAUCUACUUCAUCCAGGGUUUCAGAUCUUUUGUCUGGACAGCUGUCUCAUAUCAAAUGAAGGACAUCAUGAAGCUGUCACCCUCAACAUCACAGUUUUUGGUCUCUGCUGCAUUUUUCCCUUGGAGCAUAAAACCUAUAUAUGGGAUUGUAUCGGACUGUAUUCCAAUUAAGCAGAGGAAGCGUGUACCCUAUUUGAUCAUUUCUAGUGGUCUUUCUCUGUUUCCAUGGCUUAUUAUUGGGCUGUCAGAACAUUUGAGGAGCUCAAGCAAUCUUUUUACGCUAAUGUUGAUUGUACAGAACUUGGGAUCUGCCAUGGCAGAUGUUGUUAUAGAUGCAAUGAUUGCAGAGGCAGUUCGAUCAGCAGGGUCAGAAUUUGCUGGUGAUCUCCAGUCAUUAUCAUGGUCAUCAAUGGCUGUAGGGGGGAUAUUUGGGAGCUUAUUGGGAGGAUACGCAUUGUCCAAUCUCCCAAUAAAUGCUAUUUAUAUUAUUUUCUCUGCUCUUCCACUAUUCCAACUAGUUACAUGUGUUUUUGUUAAGGAAUCUUCGAAAGGAUUUGAUAGCACGAUAGAUAAUGCUGCACAUGAUCAUGCUGAUGAUCAGAAUAUUGAUAGUGCUUUUGCUGGACAAGGCUCAGGUGAAUCUUUUAAAUAUGUGAGCACUAGGAGGCGAAAGGGUGCUCGUAAAAAGAACAAAAGGAGAACAUUGUCCAAACGAUCUGAAGGUCAUGAGAAGCACAAUAAAUCAGUUAAUUUAUACUCAUCUCUGAAAUCAGCCUUCAUCAGUUUAUGCACAGCUUUUAAGCAGCCAGCAAUUCUGCGACCUAUGGCAUGGUUUUUCAUUUCAAAUUCAGCAGUUCCAAAUAUCUCAACAGUAAUGUUCUAUUAUCAAACGGAGGUUCUACAUCUGGAGGCAUCCUUCUUAGGGACUGCACGUGUGAUUGGGUGGUUCAGUCUAAUGCUUGGCACAUAUAUCUACAACCGCUACUUAAAGCAUAAAAAACUCAGGAAUAUUCUUAUGUUUGCACAUCUUGGCCUUGCGAUAAUUACUGUACUGGACAUUUUACUGGUGUCAAGAUUACAUAUCCAGUAUGGAAUAGCAGACAAAUACAUGGUGCUGUGGGGCUCUGCUUUGGCUGAUGCAAUCAACCAAUUCAAGAUGAUGCCGUUCCUAAUCCUCUCGGGACAACUUUGCCCACCUGGAAUCGAGGGCACACUGUUUGCUCUGUUCAUGUCCAUUAACAACCUCAGUUCGACAUUAGGUUCAUUCCUUGGAGCUGCAUUGACGUCAGCUUUGAACAUCUCGUCGGUACAGUUUGACAAUCUGGCGCUCGGCCUAACUGUUCAGCUGAUGGGCACUCUCUUACCUAUCGGAUUUUUGUUUCUGAUUCCAAGGGACGUCACGGGACUAACAUCAUAGGAAAAGGGAUACAGACCUGAUCGUCAUUUUUUCUGGACUGGUCUGGUCUGUAUUCCCCAGUCUUACUCAUACAUGCAUAUAGAGAAAGCAAAUUGAAGCCAGCAGGAAGGUAGCUCAGUUUUGUUGAAAUAUGUAUACAGGCAUAUACUUGAAUGAGAGGAAGAGUGCAAAUAGCUGACAUUACAAAGUGUUAAGCAAUGGCAAAACUGUGUAGCAAAUGUACUUGCAAGAACAUGUGUUACAUGGAAAGUGUUAUUGUUUAUGAUUUAGCUUUUGAUGUAUA
Aegilops tauschii subsp. strangulata is the source of this 1988-nucleotide messenger RNA. Its product is annotated as probable folate-biopterin transporter 4. The record is from RefSeq and is a predicted model, not a curated record. Gene Ontology annotation, cellular component: membrane. Lineage: Eukaryota; Viridiplantae; Streptophyta; Magnoliopsida; Poales; Poaceae.